CCAUGUGCGAAGUCGGUUGUGCAUGUACACCAAUAAUACAUUUAGGCUGCUAAUAAAUGAUUGCUUUUGUCUUUAUUUCCUAAUGCGCUUUUAUGUCUGUUAUUGUUCAUUAAAACCUUCCGUCAGAGGAGUACCCAGAUUGUUCGACCUCCAAACUCACUUUAUUUUAAGGACAGAAUCUUGUGUUCUCAUCCUAAUUUUCAUGUCAUGUCUUUGUCCUGAGACAGCCUUAAUGAUUCACAGAGCGGGGUGUCUUUAAUUCACUCUCAUAAAAGCAGUUUAGCCCAAAAUUAAAACUUUGUUGAAUAUUUAAACUAUUGGUUAAACUGUGUGAUUGACACGGGACCGGAAAAUGUAACUUUCGGUGUUUUUUGAAACGAAACAAAGACCGUUUCUCAAGUGGAAGACUGCAUCCACCAGAGGUCGCAUUUGUAGGCUGCAUGCAUCAUAAUAUCUCAUUUUAGAAUAUUAACAGUCAUACAUUUGAUCAUUAUUCUCAAAUAAGAGUACAUUGUUGUGUUACGCUUAUGCCUCGCGAAUAUAGUGCUCAGGUAAUUAAAAAUAAACCAGGCUUGAUGACGAAUGCAGCCUGCAAAUGCCUUCCGAGAAAUGAAAAAAUAUCCCCCUCCCUCUCACACUUCCUCCCACCCUCUCUCUUUCGUCGUCCCUGUUUCUAAACAUAAAAGUAUGAUAUAAAACAUGAGCACCGCCAUAAAAAGGACAGUCCUGAUAUGGCAUCUAAGAAUUAAACUAACAUAUAAUCAUGACAUCUCUAGCAUUUUAAAGGCGUUAGCAUGACGUCAUUUCCGCUUCUCGCCCGCGCAACAGAAGAAAGGACAUUUUGUUCUGAGAAAAAAAUAUAUACGUUUUUUCCCCUCUCGGUUCCUGCAUCAUAGGGGGAAAGAGUUCAGACCUUCUACCUCAACCUUUAAUCUGUUCAAGAGAUCAUUUAAUUUUUUUAAUAAGAUUAUGCUUUCUGUCAUGGACGACUAGACACCCUUCAUGGGGUGUCCAGCAGAGAGAAAGGCUUGAAUGGGCACACCCUGUGGUCACAUUUUUAAUGCUUUUAUGUUGGAUUUCAUAUUGAUUUCAUGUUAGUGCCUAUAGAAACCACCAUUUGCUAUUUAAAAAUGUGUUUUGUUCAGUGUAGCUGUAGUGUAGUUCUUAGUGAUCCAGGGUGAGCUUUUUAGAAGAAAACACUUGUUUUAUGCAUCACAUGAUGUUCAUGUUGUCAUGCCAUCAUGUUGUUUACACAACAAGGACCAUCAAAGAAGGGUUUCUUCACAGAACUGGUGAAUGUUGUAAGGUUUUGGUUUUUUUUUUUUACGCAAAAGGUAUACUCCAUCCUCUGAACACACACAGGGUAUUCAAGCCUUUCUCUCUGCUGGACAUCCCUUUCCUAAACUUUUUUUUGAAAUGGAAAUUAUACAAAAUAGUGCUUUUCUGAGGGGUUUGUGUCGCAAUAGUGCUCCUGCAGAUUUACAGUACGAUCAUUCGUCAGAACUCUUUCGUAUAUCCACAUAUGCUAAGUUCCCCACCACUGCAGCGGUGACAGAGAGGAGUCUCGCUCGAGCGGGUUUUUACUACACUGGAGUAGGUGACCGUGUCCAGUGUUUCCGCUGCAAUGUGACCGCUGACAACUGGCAGUCCGGCGACUGUCCUGCCGAGCGCCACAAACAGCUGUCUCCCAACUGCAGCUUCAUCCAGAGUUUACCUGCCACCGCAAACCUCCUGUCGUCUUCGCACUCAGCCUUUUCCCCACUUCGUAAUGUAGCCAUCCUGCAGCUGUCCGCCCCUGCAACCACAGGAGUGUCGACUACUGCGGCAUCAUCUUCAGGCCAAACAGAGGAGCAGGUGGGUUACCUAAACAUGGGAUUCAGUAACCUGGCACCAUCCAGUCCUAUUUCCUCGCGUGGAGUAGAGGAUAUGUCUCACCAGAGACCUCCGGCUUGUCACAAUCCCAGUAUGCGUCGAGAACAAGAGCGCCUUGACACAUUUCAGAAUUGGACCCUUGCUACAGUAACUCCAGCUGAGCUGGCCAAGGCUGGUUUCUACUACCUUGGCCAGGGUGACAGGGUGGCUUGCUUCAGUUGUGGCGGCCAGCUUAGUAAUUGGGAACCAGGAGACAGGGCAGUAUCUGAGCACCAGAGGCAUUACCCCAACUGCCGCUUUGUUCGAGGUGACCGUGCAGAUAACGUGCCGUUAUCUAGUGGAGGCCUGUCCAAUGUAUCCAACUCUGCAAUGCAACAGUGUGAAGAACGACUGCUCACGUUUGUGAACUGGCCCUCGAGAAUACCUGUUCGACCAGACCAAUUGGCUAAAGCUGGGUUUUACUAUGUUGGUCGAAACGAUGAUGUGAAGUGCUUUUGUUGUGAUGGUGGACUCCGAUGUUGGGAAUCUGGCGACGAUCCAUGGGUAGAACACGCUAAGUGGUUUCCGAGAUGUGAAUACCUGUUGCAAGAAAAGGGCCAAGAAUUUGUUCAUCAGAUUCAAGCAAGAUUUCCAAGACUAUUUGAACAGCUUUUGACUAAUGGAGACAGCAACUCAAGAGAAUUUGUUGAUCCACCUGUUGUCCACUUGGGUCCUGGAGAAGAUCGUUCAGAAGAUGCAGUGAUGAUGAACAAUCCAGUAGUGAAGUCCGCAUUAGAGAUGGGAUUUGAACGUACCCUGGUGAAGCAAACAGUCCAGAGCAAAAUUCUUACAAGUGGAGAGAAUUACAAAACCGUACAAGAAUUGGUUUCUGAUUUACUAAGUGCAGAAGAUGAGAAGAGAGAAGAGGAGCGAGAGCUUCUUGCUGAGGAGAUGGCAUCAGAUGGUUUUACUUUCCUUAAGAAACAUCAUGCUGCUUUGACACAGCGUCUAAAAAGUGUCCAGAGCUUAAUGGAUCAUCUUCUGGAGGAGAAUGUCAUCUCACAGAAGGAGUAUGACACUAUUCGUAAUUGCACUUCAGUCAAGCAGCAGACAGGGCAGCUCAUUGAUUUAGUCCUGUCGAAAGGAAAUGCUGCAGCAGAGGUUUUCCGCAACUGGAUUAAGAAGAAUGACGUGUACCUGCUCAGAGAAUUGAUGGCCCAGACAAAUGAAGCUGCAUCACCGAGUCAAGAUCUUUCAGAUUUGCCUAUGGAGGAACAACUGAGGAGACUUCAAGAGGAGCGCACAUGCAAAGUUUGCAUGGACAAGGAGGUCAACAUUGUCUUCAUACCUUGUGGUCACUUAGUGGUGUGCAAAGAGUGUGCGCCUUCUUUACGCAAGUGCCCCAUAUGUAGAGGAUUGGUAAAAGGCACUGUCCGUACUUUCCUAUCAUAAAAAAACCUACUAAACUAAUAACAAUUCGUAUGUUUGUCUAAUUAAAACAAAUAAAAAAAAUUUAACUCCG
Molecule: messenger RNA, 3373 nt
Organism: Puntigrus tetrazona (Sumatra barb)
Lineage: Eukaryota; Metazoa; Chordata; Actinopteri; Cypriniformes; Cyprinidae
Gene: birc2
Product: baculoviral IAP repeat containing 2
Exons: 9
Coding region: 1417-3303 (628 amino acids)
Biological process (GO): regulation of apoptotic process
Cellular component (GO): nucleus; cytoplasm
Source: RefSeq, a predicted model, not a curated record